This is a messenger RNA of Acytostelium subglobosum LB1, 417 nucleotides long. RefSeq lists its product as hypothetical. The transcript has 2 exons. Bases 1 to 417 code for a protein of 138 amino acids. The record is from RefSeq and is a predicted model, not a curated record. NCBI's taxonomy places the organism in Eukaryota, Evosea, Eumycetozoa, Acytosteliales, Acytosteliaceae.
AUGGGAAAGAAGACUAAACAUAGAUUGAGAGUCAAUUUGGAUGAGAUUGAUAAUGAUGAUGCUGCUUUGAAGAAUCAUCCAGAUCUCACUACUACAACUGCUCCAGUUGUUGAAGAGGAGAAAGAUGUUGAUGAUGACAAUACAAUGAUGGACGAUGAUGAUAAUGAUAAUGAUAAUAAUGAACAAGAUGAGGACCAGAAUGAUCAAGAACAACAAGGUGAUGAUACAACAACAAAGGUCGAGAAGAAACUGACACACAAGGAGAAGGCAUUACUAAAGAGCAAGCUAAGGGAUGAGGUUGCAGAGUUAAAGGUACAGAGGAAGAAGUUUAAAAAGACAAAGUUCCAAGAGAAGAAGGAGAAGAAACAUUUGACAAAGGAGAUCCAUGAGAGGCUAAAGACAAUCAACAAGAAGUAA